Molecule: messenger RNA, 1345 nt
Organism: Vicia villosa (hairy vetch)
Lineage: Eukaryota; Viridiplantae; Streptophyta; Magnoliopsida; Fabales; Fabaceae
Product: F-box/FBD/LRR-repeat protein At5g53840-like
Exons: 3
Coding region: 166-1284 (372 amino acids)
Molecular function (GO): protein binding
Source: RefSeq, a predicted model, not a curated record
GGUUCCGUUGGCAUCAAGCUUUUCCCUCGCUCAAAUUUAAAUCCAUUUUUUGUGAUUCCUUGCUGCAGCGUUCCAGUCCAUCGGAGAACUCACAACUCAACAACGGCGGCGGGGAGGCUUAACGAACAGAAAACGAGGCUCAAAGAAAGCACAGAUCAAGAAAAGAUGAAGAAAAGAAGCCACAGUGAGAAUGAAAAUAAAGACAGGCUGAGUAAUUUACCAGACUCUGUUAUCCUUCAUAUUUUAUCAUUCUUGAAUACCAAACAUGUUGUUCAGUCUUGUGUAUUAUCCACGAGAUGGAAACAUCUCUGGAAAUGUAUUCCAACUCUUAUCUUGCAUUCUUCAAGAUUUACCACUGUCAAAAAAUUUGCCUCAUUCGUCUCUAACAUUUUGACUCUUCGUGAUACCUCGUCUUCACUUCACGCUCUUGAUCUUUACCUUCACGGUGAUAUUGAGCCUCAACUCCUUACAAACUAUGCUUGCUCCCAUAAUAUUCCUCGCAUUCUCAGCUGUGUUUCUUCUUGUAAAGCUCUUACAUCUCUUAAGCUUUCACUUGGUAUUGGUCAUUUUACAACAACAUUAUUUCCAGAUUCUUUGAAUUUGCCUUUAUUGACCAACUUAGAUCUUACAAAUUUUGCCUUUUCUGCUGAGCCCUUCUCCACCUUUACCAAGUUGAAUAGUUUGGCCCUUCAUAGCUGUAAGAUAAGAAAUGCAAAAUUACUCAAAAUAUCAAGUGAGAUGCUUGUCAAUUUAACUAUGCAUAAUUCAUUUGACUGUGUCAAAAUCGAGCUUUCUACUCCAAUACUUUGUACCUUUAGUUUUAUCGGAAACCUUAUUCAGGAAAUAAGUGGGAGUGGACUUUCUUCUGUUAAAAAAGUAAAUAUUAAUACAAAUGAUGAUCCAGCUUCAUUGGGGGAUGUUUCCUCUCCACUCAACUGGCUGAUGCUCCUUUCCAAUGUAGAAUCAUUGACGGUCACUUCUCCUAUUCUUCAGAUUCUCUCCUUAGAUCCCGAUUUAUUGGUGGUAAAGCUCUUUUCGCUGUGUAAGUUGAAGUCAUUGGAAGUAGAAUUGAUACCUCUUCGUGAUGGACUGCUACAAUUAGUGAAAGAAGCCAUGUUAAAGAAAGCUGAUGCCAAGUUAAGACGGGCAUUUAAAGCACGUUUGAAAUCACAUCCCAUACCUGAUGAAAUAGUUGACUUCUUGCGACAAAACUUGCCAUCUACAGAAGUUAAAAUCACAACAGAUUUCUCGACUUAUUUUAAUCUGAAGCAGGUAGUUAUCUAAAAAACAUAUGGGAGCUGAGUGUGGUAAUUUUUAUAAGAAUCUGAGCUUAGGCAAUUUUAAA